This is a messenger RNA of Magnolia sinica, 595 nucleotides long. RefSeq lists its product as uncharacterized. The record is from RefSeq and is a predicted model, not a curated record. The transcript is spliced from 2 exons. Gene Ontology annotation, molecular function: acyltransferase activity, transferring groups other than amino-acyl groups. Lineage: Eukaryota; Viridiplantae; Streptophyta; Magnoliopsida; Magnoliales; Magnoliaceae. The coding region runs from base 93 to 578 and encodes 161 amino acids.
UUAAAGUUUUUUUCUUUUUUUCGAAGCAAACCUCCUCUCAAUAACCCAGCAACUCGGCUCUUCUGGAAAACACCCUCGAACGGUCCACUUUCAUGGCAAAUUGUGGUCCGAUAAUCGUCGAGCUAGGGCAAGAUCCAACGGCAGAGAAAUGCUGGAACGCGAUCGAGGAGAUUGUGAGAAUGGAGAGGAAGAUUUUCCCCAAACACGAAUCGCUUGCGAAAUCGUUUCGGGAGGAAUUGAGAAAGAGGAACUGCGGGCUGUUGUAUUCUCAGACAGAAGCGGGAGAAAUCGUGGGCUAUGUCAUGUAUGCAUGGCCAUCUUCUCUAUAUGCAUCCAUCACCAAACUCGCAGUGAAGGAAAACCAUAGAAGUCAAGGCCAUGGAGAAGCGUUGCUGAAAGCGGCAGUUCACAAAUGCAAAACAAGGAAGAUUAAGCGUAUAUCUCUUCACGUCGAUCCUUCCAGGAUUGCUGCUGUUUCUCUUUACCAGAAAUUGGGUUUUCAAAUCGAUAAAUUGAUUGAAUGUUAUUACACUUCUGAUCGAAAUGCCUAUAGAAUGUACUUGGAUUUUGAUGAUUAAUGCAAAAUGAUUUUGUA